AUGCCGGCCAAGGGGCGCUACUUCCUCAACGAGGGUGAGGAGGGCCCAGACCAAGACGCACUCUACGAGAAGUACCGACUCACCAGCCAGCAUGGCCCGCUGCUGCUCACGCUGCUGCUGGUGGCUGCGGUUGCCUGUGUGGCCCUCAUUGCCAUCGCCUUCAGCCGUGGGGACCCCUCCAGACACCAGGCCAUUCUGGGCACGGCAUUCCUGGCGCUCACCGUGUUUGUGGCUCUCUAUGUGCUGGUGUGUGUUGAGUGGCUUCUCCAGCAGUGGCUCCGGGCCCUUGCGCUGCUCACCUGGGCCUGCCUCCUGACGUUGGGCUACGGGCUGGUGUUCGACUCGUGGACAAAGGUGGCCUGUGCGUGGGAGCAGGUACCCUUCUUCUUGUUCGUGGUGUUCGUGGCGUACACGCUACUGCCUCUCAGCAUGCAGGGAGCUGUGGCCGUAGGCAUGCUCUCCACCACGUCGCACCUUCUGGUGCUUAGUGCCCUGAUGGGGGCCUUCACCGCACCCAGUGUCCAGGGGGCGCGGCAGCUGCUGGCCAACGCCAUUAUCCUCCUGUGCGGGAACCUCACGGGUGCCUUCCACAAGCAUCAGAUGCAGGAUGCCUCACGAGACCUGUUCACCUACACGGUCAAGUGCAUCCAGAUCCGUCGUAAGCUGCGUAUUGAAAAGCGCCAACAGGAAAACCUGCUGCUUUCGGUGCUACCAGCCCACAUCUCCAUGGGCAUGAAGCUGGCCAUCAUCGAGCGGCUUAAGGAGCGCGGGGACCGCCACUAUGUGCCUGACAACAACUUCCACAGCCUCUACGUCAAGCGGCACCAGAAUGUCAGCAUCCUCUACGCAGACAUUGUGGGCUUCACACGGCUGGCUAGCGACUGCUCCCCUAAGGAACUGGUGGUGGUGCUGAACGAGCUCUUCGGCAAGUUUGACCAGAUCGCCAAGGCCAACGAGUGCAUGCGGAUCAAGAUCCUGGGCGACUGCUACUACUGUGUGUCGGGCUUGCCCGUGUCACUGCCCACCCACGCCCGGAACUGCGUGAAGAUGGGGCUGGACAUGUGCGAGGCCAUUAAGCAGGUGCGGGAGGCCACGGGCGUGGACAUCAGCAUGCGUGUGGGCAUACACUCGGGGAACGUGCUGUGUGGGGUCAUUGGGCUGCGCAAGUGGCAGUACGACGUGUGGUCCCAUGACGUGUCCCUGGCCAACAGGAUGGAGGCGGCUGGAGUUCCUGGCCGGGUGCACAUCACAGAGGCAACGCUGAACCACCUGGACAAGGCGUACGAGGUGGAGGAGGGGCACGGGCAGCAGCGCGACCCCUACCUGAAGGAGAUGAAUAUCCGCACCUACCUGGUCAUCGAUCCCCGGAGUCAGCAGCCACCCCCUCCCAGCCAGCACCUCCCCAAGCCCAAAGGGGAGGCAGCGCUGAAGAUGCGGGCAUCGGUGCGCAUGACGCGCUACCUGGAGUCCUGGGGGGCGGCGCGGCCCUUCGCGCACCUCAACCACCGCGAGAGUGUGAGCAGCGGCGAAAUCCCCAGUGCCGGCGGCGAGCGGAGGCCCAAGACCAUUCCCCCACGGCCUCGCCGGAUCCCUGACAGGAGCAUGUCCCCCAGGGGGCGGUUGGAGGAUGACUCAUACGAUGAGGAAAUGCUGUCAGCCAUCGAGGGGCUCAGCUCCACAAGGCCCUGCUGCUCCAAGUCUGACGACUUUUACACCUUCGGGUCCAUCUUCCUGGAGAAGGGCUUCGAGCGAGAGUACCGCCUGGCGCCCAUCCCCCGGGCCCGCCGUGACUUCGCCUGUGCCGGCCUCAUCUUCGUCUGCAUGCUGCUCGUCCAUGUUCUGCUGAUGCCCAGGACGGUGGCUCUGGGGGUGUCCUUCGGGCUGGUAGCCUGCACGCUGGGGCUGGUGCUGGGCCUGUGCUUCGCCACGGAGUUCCUGAGGUGCUGCCCGGCGUGGGGGCUGCUGCGUGGCGUGUCUGAGAGCGUGGAGACGCAGCCCCUGCUGCGGCUGUCCCUGGCCAUCCUGACCAUCGGCAGCCUGCUCACCGUGGCCGUGGUGGUGGGUGCAGAGUUGGGGGUCAGAAAAGCUGCCUCCGCUUCUCCCUCUCCCGCCGGGUGGGCCGGGAGCUUCUCCUCAGUGGGCAUCCAGCCCCUCCCCCUGGGAUGUUCAUGCAAGGAGGACGGGGCGUCCGGAGAGUGUCAUGGCCGGCCCCAAAGGACGCUAGCCCUUCUGUCCGAGGCAGUCCUGCCUUCCCCAGACUCAGUUUCCUCGCCAGGGGAUGAGUCAGCUCUGGGCACGCCGCUGCAGAAAGUGCCUUGGGGUGCCUGUCUGUGCCCCCCAGCUCCCAUCCUUAGCCAGGACCCCACCCCCAAGCUUUGGUUUUUGGAGAGUGCCCUGAGACCACUUCCUCGAGUCACCUGGGACAAGAGAGCUCACUGGAAUGCCGCCCUGGCCCCGCCUGAAGCUGUGUCUGAGCUCUGGCCGCUGAUGCCUUUCCCAGCCAACGGGACGAGCCCACCCGCCACCAGCAGCAGGGAGAGGAACGCUUGCGAGCUGCUGCCGUACUACACCUGCAGCUGUGUCCUGGGCUUCGUGGCCUGCUCCGUCUUCCUGCGGAUGAGCCUGGAGCCGAAAGUGGUGCUGUUGACGGUGGCCCUGGUGGCCUACCUGGUGCUCUUCAGCCUCUACCCAUGCUGGCAGUGGGACUGCUGUGGCCGCAGCCCAGGCAACCUUACCACAGCCAACGGCACCCUCAGCGGCGCCCCCAGCUGUCCCUGGAGGGCUCUGAAGACCAUGGUCCACUUCUACCUGGUGCUCUUCUACGCCACCCUGCUCCUACUCGCCAGACAGAUUGACUACUACUGCCGCUUGGAUUGUCUGUGGAAGAAGAAGUUCAAGAAGGAGCACGAGGAGUUCGAAACCAUGGAGAACGUGAACCGCCUUCUUCUGGAGAACGUGCUGCCGGCGCACGUGGCUGCCCACUUCAUCGGAGAUAAGCUGAACGAGGACUGGUACCAUCAGUCCUACGACUGCGUCUGUGUCAUGUUUGCCUCUGUGCCGGACUUCAAGGUGUUCUACACGGAGUGUGACGUCAACAAAGAAGGACUGGAGUGUCUGCGCCUGCUCAAUGAGAUCAUUGCGGACUUCGACGAGCUGCUGCUGAAGCCCAAGUUCAGUGGUGUGGAGAAGAUCAAGACCAUCGGCAGCACAUACAUGGCGGCUGCAGGGCUCAGCGUCGCCUCAGGGCAUGAGAGCCAGGAUCCAGGGCGGCAGCACGCCCACAUCGGUGUCAUGGUGGAGUUCAGCAUCGCCCUGAUGAGCAAGCUAGACGGCAUCAAUCGGCACUCCUUCAACUCCUUCCGCCUCCGAGUUGGCAUAAACCACGGGCCUGUGAUUGCUGGCGUGAUCGGCGCCCGAAAGCCUCAGUAUGACAUCUGGGGAAACACGGUCAACGUUGCCAGCCGAAUGGAGAGCACUGGGGAACUGGGGAAAAUCCAGGUUACUGAGGAGACGUGUACCAUCCUCCAGGGCCUGGGUUACUCUUGUGAAUGCCGGGGCCUGAUCAAUGUCAAAGGCAAAGGCGAGCUGCGGACUUACUUCGUUUGCACAGACACUGCCAAGUGUCAAGGGCUGGGGCUGAACUGAGGGCUUCUGCUGGAUCUGAACACGCUGGAAGCCCAUUUUCCUUCCCAGGAGCAGCGAAGGAGAAAACUUGGCCCCACGCC
Carlito syrichta (Philippine tarsier) is the source of this 3725-nucleotide messenger RNA. RefSeq names its product adenylate cyclase 7 (gene ADCY7). The transcript has 25 exons. Bases 1 to 3645 code for a protein of 1214 amino acids. Gene Ontology annotation, molecular function: adenylate cyclase activity. Gene Ontology annotation, cellular component: plasma membrane. Lineage: Eukaryota; Metazoa; Chordata; Mammalia; Primates; Tarsiidae. The record is from RefSeq and is a predicted model, not a curated record. Gene Ontology annotation, biological process: cAMP biosynthetic process; adenylate cyclase-activating G protein-coupled receptor signaling pathway; intracellular signal transduction.